Molecule: messenger RNA, 1299 nt
Organism: Iphiclides podalirius (scarce swallowtail)
Lineage: Eukaryota; Metazoa; Arthropoda; Insecta; Lepidoptera; Papilionidae
Source: the annotation of a GenBank genome assembly
AUGGACGAAGUAUGGGAUGUCGUCGUGGGCACCAAGAGUUCUGUCGACGAUUUGGUACCCAAAUCAGAUGAACUUUUAACUCAAACGCAAAGACAAGAGCGAGCAAUUGGACAGAUUCACAAUGACUUAAGAGUUAAAACCAAUCUUAUUAUUGAAAAUCUGGAUAUGGUGGAAAAGCGCCUUAAGAAACAAGAAGAUGAUGUUGCGACACUAGCACAAAGGCCCGUGCCAGCGGAACUGCUCCUGGAUCCUACCAUCGACAGACUUGUGGAAUAUGCACCCAAUAGAUACAGAUACGACGAGCUCUCAACGGACCCAAACACGAGCACUGUCGCGGCCACCACUCCUCCAACCUUCUCGUCCACAAUAAAUAACAGCUUGAACACUCCGAGCAGCUCCAGCAGUCCCAGCGGCUCGAGUGGAACAAACACGCCCGUAACCAUGGUGGCGGCGGGCGUCGGCAGCGCAAAUAGUAGCACGGUGGCACCGGGUGCCGCUAGUUCAGGUCCCCGUCCUGCCACCCGCAAAGGCGGCAUCAUCUUUCCAAGCGUUAAGAACAAACCCAUCAUCGGCAAUAACACUUUCGCCUCAGAGAUCGUCGCCAACUAUAAAGAUGUGAAAGGCUUUUCAUGCGUUGACCUCCUGAAUGCCGGAAUGCGGGACUCUGGUGUUUACUAUCUGCAAAUCCGAGGCACUACCUACUGGUUUCUAAAGGUGUUCUGCGAACAAAACGUUGCUGAUGGCGGCUGGACAGUAAUCCAUCGCCGCGACGAUUACGGUGUCCCAGCGGAAAAUUUCAACCGCGAUUGGAGCGAUUACAAAAACGGAUUCGGUGAUCCCAACAAAGAGUUCUGGCUCGGAAACGAAAACAUCUACAUGCUUACAAACAACGACGACUACAUGCUAAGAGUUGAACUUGAAGAUUUCGACGGCAAUAAGAGAUAUGCACAGUAUUCGCACUUCAAAAUAUAUUCCGAAGCGGAAUAUUACAAGUUAGAAAUCGACGGAUACGAGGGUAAUGCUGGUGAUUCACUUAACGACCCCUGGUAUGGGUCUAACAAUAGCCCGUUCUCCACCUACAACAGAGAUAAUGACCGAUCGUCGUUGAAUUGCGCGUCAAUGCUUAAAGGCGGCUGGUGGUGGAAGUCUUGCGGACGCGGCCUGAACGGUCUCUACCUGCAUGACCCACAAGAUCUUACCGCUCGACAAGGUAUCGUGUGGUUUCGCUGGAGAGGCUGGGACUACACUCUAAAACGAGCCUCCAUGAUGAUCAAGCCCAAAGGCCUACAAUCCAACACG